Ostrinia furnacalis (Asian corn borer) is the source of this 520-nucleotide messenger RNA. RefSeq names its product centrosomal protein of 97 kDa-like. The annotation marks the transcript as partial. Gene Ontology annotation, cellular component: U2 snRNP. Gene Ontology annotation, biological process: mRNA splicing, via spliceosome. NCBI's taxonomy places the organism in Eukaryota, Metazoa, Arthropoda, Insecta, Lepidoptera, Crambidae. The record is from RefSeq and is a predicted model, not a curated record. The transcript has 4 exons. Gene Ontology annotation, molecular function: U2 snRNA binding; protein binding.
CACCUAAGCCUAGAGCGCAACAGGAUAACCGACCUCCGCCAGUGCGACCGCUACCUGCCUCCACACUUAGAACAUCUAGGGCUGGCACACAACAACAUCCCCGACCUGAACGAAAUCAGCCAUCUGGUGCACCUGACGAAGCUGGAUAGCUUCUCAGUGCAAGGCAACCCUUGUGUAGCUAUGGCGGGGAAGGACAAACUAGGUUUCGACUACCGUCCGUUCGUCUUGAAUUGGAUACUCAGUGUGAAAAGCAUCGAUGGCUUCGUCGUCAGCGCGAUAGAGAGCCUAAAAGCAGAAUGGCUGUACAGUCAAGGCAAGGGCCGCCAUUUCCACGCCGGCCAGCACCAAGAGUUAUGCGAGUACCUGGCCUCCACCUGCCCUCUCACGGCCGACGCACUCGAGACCGAGGACCAGAGGAAACUGCGCCUUAUUCUCAGCAAGGCUCAACAUCAUCAACAGCAGCUAAAAGACCAAAACCACAGUCCCUUGAAAACUAAGUUACAAUCUCCGAGAGUUCAAU